UGACUGACACAAAAUCUCAAUUUCAUAACUCCCCUUCUCUUUUUCUUCUCAUUUUCUCCUUAUUCCUAUCGCCGCCGUCAAACUCGCCGGAAAACAUCUCCGACCACCGUCUCUAUUUAUUUCUGAUUCUGAUUGAUAAUCAUUUCCAGCUUCUUCUCUUGCUUUAAACGCGGAAGCAGAACCUUCUUCUGUUUGCCUAUCGUGAAACUAGGGUUCCGUGAAAACCCUAGCCGCCAUUUCUGUAACCGCUCCAUGAUUUCUGGUGGAAUUGCUUGGUGCUAUUCGGAUUCACCUGGUUCAGAUACGUAAACCGCAUCUUGCUUGCUCUGUGUUUCUCUGGUUUUUUUUUUGUUUUGAUUUCUGGAUAUGAAGAGAUUGAGGUCAAGCGAUGAUUUGGAUUCGUACGGUGGUGAGAAGAAUGCAUGCAAGGAUUCGAAUCUGAAUCGGACCAUCUCUUCUUCUUCCUCGCAGAGGAGCUUUUACUACAAGUCUGAUGGUGUGCGGAAGGGUUUGUUGUCUUCCUCCUCGUCGUCUUCGUCGCGAUAUGAUAGGGAUCGGGCGGUGGAGGAGGAUCGGGAGGGGUCGAGGAUGGUUCGGAAGAGAUCGGAGCAUGAUUUUGAUGGUUUUGAUCGGAGGAAGGGGUUCGAUCGGUAUAGGGAUGGUGGUUAUGGGAGCGGUGGUGGAGGUGGAAGUGGAAGUGGAGGAGGAGGAGGGGAUAGGAGUUUGAUUCACCGUUCGGAGAGUUUCUGUGGUCGGAGGGAGUUUCCCAAGGGGUUUCGGUCGGAGAGGGACCGGCCGAGAAGGGAGGGUAGCGUGUCGUCGUGGCGGAGGGGGUUGAAGGAUUUUGAUGAGAGCGGUGCGAGAGGGAGUGGGAGGGUUGGAGUGGCGGAGGAGAGAGCGGUGCGGUCGCCCAAGGGUUUGAGGGAUGCUGUGAAGUCUCCAACGUGGUCGAGGGAUUCUGAGAGUGAGCAAUCUAAGAAGAGGUAUUCUUCUUCUCCCAGAGGAGGAGGAGGAGGAGGGUUGAGAGAUGGUGGUGCUGCAAAGUCAAAGUCAAAGUCACCCAGUUGGUCUAAGGAUUCGGAGAGCGAGCAGUCCAAGAGUGUUGAGGUGAAGAAGACUGAGGAGGAGGUGAAGAAGACUGAGGAGGAGGUGCAGGUUCAGAGUGGAAACAGCAGUAGUGAAAUGGAAGAGGGGGAGCUUGAACCUGAACCUGUACCACCCCAAACUGAACCUGUUCAACCCGAAUCGGCUCCGGAAGAUGCCACUGGAAGUGAAGUCCAGGAUUCUGUACCAAUGGAAACUGAUGAGAAGCAAGUUCAGGAGAAUGAAUGCCACCCUAAUGACAGAAACACUGGUAUGGAUGAAAGACAGGAGCUACCUAGUGAGGAAGAGGUAAAACCUAAUGAGGGCAUUGAUUCUGAGGUGAAAAAUGCAGAAAAAGGAGCUGAUAAGCAGCCAGAUAUUCAGAAUGAUCCAUCCAAGGAAAUGCUUGUGACUGGGACUGAACUUGACAACGAUGGUAAUGAGGCUGAGAAGAAAGACGUGUGUUCGAAUGCCGAUGUUGCUCAGUGCAAGGAGGAUGCAGGGAAGGGUUCAGAGACGGAGAAGAUAUUGGUUAAUGAAGAGGAGCACAAGCAGGACAAGGGUGCAGAUCUAGCAACCAGCACUGGUGUUGACAAACCUGAGUUAAAUGAUGAAGUCACAAAAGAAAAUGAAGUUCCCAAGGAAGUGAACAGAGGAGUGGUGAUGGAGAGUGUGACCAACAGCAAUGCAAAGGAUAAAGGCAAAAGCGUCUCCGCUGCACCUGCUGUUGAUGCUCAUUCUUUAGAAGAUGGCUUGUGGAUUGAUAGAGGAUCAAGAGAUAUCGCAACGUGUUCUGUUGAUGUCAUGGAAGGGCCAAGCACAAGAGGAUUCGAGUUGUUUUCUAGGUCUCCUGUAAGAAAAGAGAAACCAGACCUGUCAGUUCUCAACAAGCAGAAGGAUGACAGUCUUGCAAUGGGGCAGCUUGAUCUCACUCUUAGCUUGCCAAAUGUUCUGCUACCUAUAGGUGCUCCUGAGACAACAACACAAGGCCCUGGAUCCCCCAGUCAAGCACGGAGCGUGCAGUCUUUGAGUAAUACAUUUUGCACUAACUCAGAUGGUUUUACUGCAUCAAUGUCAUUUUCAGGUUCCCAAUCACUCUAUCACAAUCCAAGCUGUUCCCUAACGAAAAAUAAUUCAGUGGACUACGAACAAUCUGUUGGCAGUCGCCCCUUAUUUUCUCAAGGAUUUUGGCAAGCCCAGGCUCAGAGUGAUACCAAACAGAAAGAAGUUCCUCUUGGCCAGAGAGCUUCAGUGAAUGGGAAUGGCUCUUUUUACCAGCCUCAAGCAUCAUGGAGCGUUUUAGAGGGUCAAGUUGUGAAAGGUCAACAUUUAAUGGUUUUAGAAGGAAGCACAAAAAUGAGUGGUGGAAUUGAUAGGCAAUUGAGUUUUCAUAAGCAGCUUACAGGACAGUCAAGGCGCCAUGAUGAUGUUAGAUCUCCUUCACAGAGUGUUGGGUCUCAUGACAUCGGAUCAAAUUAUAGUUAUGAGAAAAAGAGGGAGGUUAGGGACAGGGGUAGUGGUAGUCUGUAUCGAACUACCAGCCUUAAGCAAAAAGAACAACUUUUGAUAGGUGGAAGUGAUUUUGUUGAGACAAUCAUUGCAAAAAUAGUUUCUGAACCUGUACAUGCUUUGUCUAGAAAGUUUCAUGAGAUGAACGGACAGUCCAUAGCAGGUCUGAAAGAGGGUAUUCGUGAAAUCAUGCUCAAUACAGAUAAACGUGGGCAAAUACUUGCUUUUCAGAAAGUCUUGCAGAACAGGUCUGAUAUAACUUUGGAUGACCUACUCAAGUGCCACCGAGUGCAACUUGAAAUUUUGGUUGCUUUAAAAACAGGGUUAACCCAAUUUCUUCAACUAGAUGACAGCAUUUCUUCUUCUGAUUUAGCUCAAGUUUUUGUAAACCUGAGAUGUAGAAAUCUUUCAUGUCGAAGUCAGUUGCCUGUGGAUGAAUGUGAUUGUAAGGUUUGUGUGCAGAAGAAUGGGUUUUGCAGGGAAUGCAUGUGUCUUGUGUGCUCUAAAUUUGACAACGCAUCAAAUACAUGUAGUUGGGUCGGGUGUGAUGUUUGCCUUCAUUGGUGCCAUACUGAUUGUGGAUUACGAGAAUCGUAUAUUAGAAAUGGGCAUAGUACUACUGGAACAAAAGGGAUGACUGAGAUGCAGUUUCAUUGUAUUGCUUGUGAUCAUCCUUCUGAGAUGUUUGGCUUUGUCAAGGAGGUGUUUCAAAAUUUCGCAAAAGAUUGGUCUGCUGAAACUCUUUGCAAGGAGCUUGAAUAUGUGAAGAGAAUUUUUGCUGCCAGCAAGGACAUUAGAGGGAGACAAUUGCAUGAGAUUGCAGAUCAAAUGCUGACAAGGCUGGUGAUUAAGUCUAGCCUUCCUGAGGUUUUGAGGCACAUCAUGUCUUUCCUUUCUGAUUCUGAUUCUUCUAAAUUAGCCAUGACAACAAGCUUUUCUGGGAAGGAGCAUGUUACAGAGAACAAUGGGAUAGCUGGGCCGAGCCAGGAAGUUUCGUGGCGGAAAUCUAUUUACGCAGAAAAGCCACCUCUUUUAGAAAGGCCUGCAAACAUCCUUCCUAGCUUUGAUCAGAAUGAUAAAAGGUCUCUGGCGCAAGAGUUCCAGAUGAGUAUCGUCCAAAAGGACUUCCAGUUUGAUGAAUUGGAGAGCAUAGUGAAAAUCAAACAGGCAGAGGCUAAAAUGUUUCAGUCUCGCUCUGAUGAUGCUAGAAGAGAAGCUGAAGGGUUAAAACGCAUUUCCCUUGCAAAGAGUGAGAAAAUUGAAGAAGAGUACAACAACCGACUUGCCAAGUUGCGGUUGGUCGAGACUGAUGAAAUGCGUAAACAGAAAGUUGAAGAGCUCCAAGCAUUAGAGAGGGCACACUUGGAGUAUUUGCACAUGAAAAAUAGGAUGGAAUCAGACAUUAAAGAUCUGUUAUCCAAAAUGGAAGCUACUAAAAUGAGCCUUGCCAUGUGAUCAUAUCCAUUUAUCUAGAGUAGUUCUUUCAGGUAAAUGUAAUAUGUUGUCCUUUCCUGAAAUUUGUAGGUUCUAAUAUUGUUGUGAGCUCUAGUGACACUUUAGUUCUUGAUAGUUAGAUGCAUUUAUCUGCUGUUAGUUGAUA
Messenger RNA from Lotus japonicus, 4192 nucleotides. RefSeq names its product protein OBERON 4. The record is from RefSeq and is a predicted model, not a curated record. Lineage: Eukaryota; Viridiplantae; Streptophyta; Magnoliopsida; Fabales; Fabaceae. The transcript has 2 exons. Bases 367 to 4047 code for a protein of 1226 amino acids. Gene Ontology annotation, cellular component: nucleus.